CAAGUGUCAAAUUUUUUGACCUCCAGUUUUUUCCGUGUCUGGCUGUGAUAAAUCCGUAGGUUUUUAUACGAUUGUCAAAUGUGGCCUUACAGGUGUGGAUCUUUAAAUUAAUAAUUAAUUUUAGAAUGCGUAUAGAGUGCGGUGUAACGGAAGUGCUCUCGUAUUAUCGUUUGCGAUCAGUGCACUAAGUGUCAUUGAAGGAUCACGAUGCGUAUCGGAAUUGUGUUUUAUUGGUGCGUGUUAGCAUUGCAUCUGUGCAAAGCGGAAGAUGUGGAGAGGACAGAGUCAAGGGAGGGUGCCAGAAGGCCGCAGUGGGGGACAACAGUGCGGAGCGGGUCGUUCGUGAGCGAGUCUGCGAUCGCCGCAUCGAAUGAACAGAUCCUCGUGGAGGCGUGUCACAACGAGCCUGGAUGUCUCCAGGACCGGGCAGGGCUUGAAGCCAUCACGCAGCUUCACAAGCAACUAGACGACGAUGCUAACGGCAACGUCGACCUUAGCGAGAGUGACGAUUUCCUCCGCGAGGAGUUGCAGUAUGACAGCGGGUACGAGAAGCGACAGCGAGCCUUCCACCACAACGAUGACAUGCACAUAUCCGUCAAGGAGCUGUGGGAGGCCUGGCUUAGAUCAGAAGUGCACAAUUGGACUGCGGAGCAGACGGUGGAAUGGCUAACCCAGUCUGUAGACCUCCCUCAGUACAGGAGUCUUUUUCUGCAACACAAAGUUACAGGCGCUACGCUGCCCAGGUUGGCAGUGAACAACAUGCAGUAUUUGAGCAACGUCCUUGGCAUCAAGGACCCUAUACACAAGCAGAAGCUGGCCCUCAAAGCCAUGGACGUGGUCCUAUUCGGGCCCCCUAAAGAAGGCAGUCGCUGGAAGGACUGGCUGCUGGCCUCGCUAAUGCUCGGAGCUGUCGCCGGCGGCUGGGCGGCGCUGCGGGCUGGUCGCGCCAGUCGGCACCAGGUCCAGAGGAUGCUGAGAGACAUGGAGCAGCUGAGGAGGGCUGAGCUCGCGCUGGAUGAUAUGCAGAAGGAACUUGAGAAGGCGCGGUUAGAACAGGAAAGCGCCACCACAGAGAAGAGAAACCUAGAAAAGAAACUAAGGGAGGCCGGCGACACGCCGCUACUCAACUCCGCCUCCUCAGAUCUUGAGGUCACGCAGCUGAAAGCCGAGAUUGAGAUGUUAAGAGCAGAAUUGAGGCGAGCGGAAGGCGAACUCGAGGACCGGUGCUGGGCGCCGCCCUCGGGAUUACAGCAGUGGCUCCAACUCACACACGAAGUGGAAAACAGGUCGUACCUGCGUAAGAAACAACAGGCCGACCUACAACUACAGCAGGCCAGAGAAGCGUGCGAGAAACUCCGCAAGAAGCGCUCGAGUCUGGUCGGAGCAUUCGUGUCGACUCACGGCAAAUCCAUAGAUGAUGUAGACCGUUCCAUCGUGGAGGCGCGCACCGCGCUCAACGAAGUUACUCAGGAACUAUCGGAGAGGAUGCACAGAUGGAAGCAGAUCGAGCGGCUGUGCGGGUUCAACAUAAUCAAUAACAACGGCAUACAGUUCCUAGAGGGCAUGCUGUAUAGGAACACCAACGGUCGUCCUGGCGCUAGAGUGCGCAUGAGCAGCUCUCAGGACGACCUGAGCGUCGGCGACGACGCGUCCAUCUGCGGCUCAGUGGCCGAUAACUUCGGGUGGCGGGAGGAUUCAUCAGGGAGCGAGGCGGACGCGCCCCACUAUCCUCUGGACUUGCGGUUGGCUGAAGCUAGGUUACAAUUAGAAGAACGCUUAGCUCAAGAAGCCCGCGAGCGGAGAAUCGACGACCGUAGAGAAGAGAUGCGAGUAAAGAGCUCCCUCGGCGACCUGCGGCGGAGUCCCGCGGACGAGCGCCGGCGGGCGGACCCCGUGCACUUCAUACUGGGAGGGGACAACGUAAACUGGACAGGGGAAGAGCUAACACGAGCACCACACUCGCAGUCCCAACCGGCACUGCGCGCCUCCCUCCGCGGCGCGCCCCUCCCGCCGCCGCGCCGCACCCCCGCUCAGAUCAUGCGGUCUCGCUCUACUGACAUCGUAGCACUGGAUCAGGACAGAGUGAGACCGACGCUGGCCAAACAGAAGCCUCUGACUGAGAGUGACGUGGACGCCCCAAGCCCGUCGAGCAUCACGCCUCCUGAGGAGGAAUCCACGGACUCCUCUCUGGUGGAGGAGGACGGGGUCCCCAAGCCGCGGCGGCGGCGCCUCCAUCUGCCCUUCGGCAAGAAGGCCAAGACCCCAGCGUGACCGUUCUUACGGCGG
Cydia fagiglandana is the source of this 2286-nucleotide messenger RNA. RefSeq names its product stromal interaction molecule homolog (gene Stim). Gene Ontology annotation, cellular component: plasma membrane; endoplasmic reticulum. The transcript is spliced from 15 exons. Gene Ontology annotation, biological process: intracellular calcium ion homeostasis; store-operated calcium entry; activation of store-operated calcium channel activity. Bases 208 to 2271 code for a protein of 687 amino acids. Gene Ontology annotation, molecular function: calcium ion binding; protein binding; calcium channel regulator activity. NCBI's taxonomy places the organism in Eukaryota, Metazoa, Arthropoda, Insecta, Lepidoptera, Tortricidae. The record is from RefSeq and is a predicted model, not a curated record.